Lottia gigantea (owl limpet) is the source of this 1272-nucleotide messenger RNA. RefSeq lists its product as hypothetical. Bases 1 to 1272 code for a protein of 423 amino acids. Gene Ontology annotation, biological process: arachidonate secretion; phospholipid metabolic process. The transcript is spliced from 3 exons. Lineage: Eukaryota; Metazoa; Mollusca; Gastropoda; Lottiidae. The record is from RefSeq and is a predicted model, not a curated record. Gene Ontology annotation, molecular function: A2-type glycerophospholipase activity; structural molecule activity.
AUGUCUUUAAUAAAUGUCCAUCCUCCUAAAACGUAUUUCGGUGCGGGAGACAUUCAAAAGUCAUUGGGUUCUCUUCCUGGAUUCCCAUGGGCAAAAUAUCCCGGAGAAAAACAUCUCCCAGGGCACAAUUAUACAGGUCCAGGCACUAGGUUAGAUCUGCGUUUAGACGAAAAUGAUAAUCCCAAACCAGGAGAAGAACCCGUUAAUAGAGUUGACGCAGCAGCGCUCAAACACGACAAACUGUACAGAAAUAAAGACGUAACAUUCAGACACCAAGCAGACAAACAAAUGAUAGACGAACUCGAAAAUAUUCCCAAUCCCACUUUCAAAGAGAAAUUACAAAGGGCUCUUAUCGUAAAACUCUUGAAGGCAAAAUUGAAAUUGGAUGAGGACCAUGUUGAAAAUAGAAUAAAUGACGUGAAAAGAUACCUCAGACGAAAUAUUAAAAAUCUUGUGGACGAACCCAAACUACAACAAGAGUUAACGAGUUUGAAACGUCUUAUUCAAGUGGAUAGAACAAGUCAGUUGCAAAAUUUAAUAUCUAAAUUAGACGAUAAGAUUACGAACGUAAAAAUAGACGUCCAACGUUUAAUAGACAACCCAAAUGUAAACGAGGAUAGAUUGAAACGAAAACUAACCGUCUUGGAAAGAAAACUUGGCGAAUUGCUAGCAGAACUAGACAAGACCGCGGACAAAACCGAGUUACAAAAUUCGAUAUCCAAUUUGAACGAAAAGAUCGCGAAGCAAAAAUCAGAUGUUCAAGAUAUAAUUAACACACUUCCCAUUGACAAAGAUACGUUGAAACAACAAUUGACUGCUUUGGAUACUAAAAUCACGGACGAAUUAGAAAAAGAAGUGGAGUUUCCCAUGAAGGUUAAAGUCAAUAAAGUAGUCUUCAAACAAGGCGGUAGGGCCGUCAAACAUAUUUCAUUAUUCAAUGAUGGUAAUUUGGAAGAGAAUAUACGUUUGAUUGAUAUAAGGAAUCAGGAAAUUGAAACGAAAAAUGGUAAAUAUAUAGACACCUUUAAAAUGGAAGUAGAAAAUAAAGAUAUAAAUAGAUUUAGAAUCAAAGAUUUAGAUAUGAUAUUGGAGACGGAAAAUCCACCAUCAACCAACAUUGUCCAAGUUCCACGACACUUACAAGUACCCGGAAAAAAAGAAUCGAGUAGUCACGAGUUUUUACGAACAACAGACUUUGAAUACGUAAAACUAUAUUUCGCUUUAGGCGAAAAAUACACCUUCAUAAACGUCAACAAGAAAGAGAGUUUAUAG